AUGAUUCCUCAUAUCCUCCUCCACCUCUCCAUAUUUGCGUACCUGGUAAUAGCGGAGAAGCGCUGCUAUUAUCCUAGUGGCAAUCUUGCAGUUGACGAUGUGCCUUGUUUCUCGCGUGAUACGGACUCACCAUGUUGCUCUAAAGACUCGAUUUGUCUUAGCAAUGGGCUUUGUUAUGGAAUGGCCCAACCAUUUGCACUGAGUCGAGGUAGUUGUACAAAUAAGGAUUGGCCAAUAGAGGGUGGAUGCGACGAUAAGUGUUCUAAGGCUACCGCCUUGCGCAAUGGAGGGUGCGCACUGCCGUUGUUUCGUAUUGAGGACAAAAAGUCUUACUAUUGCGCCAACUCCAUCAUAGUCGGUCCGUCAAAUGAGCUGGCAUGUUACGCCGGUGCCCCUUUCACACUCGAUCCUGCGGACUUGGUUUUGGAUAAGGCCCUGCUCGCCAAUUACACUUCUGGUGAUACUAGCUCAAACUCCACAUCGACUUCGAACACAACCACAUGUCCUACAACAUCCAUCAGCGCGGACAAGGAUGGGGAUGGUCCAACAGCAUCAAGCAGUGCGGACAAGGCUGGAAAAGUUAGCAACGAUCUCGCGAUCGGAGCCGGUGUAGGAAUUCCUCUGGGAGUCCUGCUUCUCGCCGCGCUGGGCUGGGCAUUCUUUGAACGGAGAAAACGGCUCUCUGCUCAGGCUAUGGUGGCGGGACUCCAAUCCCAGGCUGCUGUGACAUAUCGGGAAACGCAAGGACAGACAUCGGUUUAUUCCCCUCCCAGUGAGCUCUCCACCCAGAAACCACCCCAAGAGCUAGCAACUACCUCCACUUAA
Molecule: messenger RNA, 825 nt
Organism: Penicillium coprophilum
Lineage: Eukaryota; Fungi; Ascomycota; Eurotiomycetes; Eurotiales; Aspergillaceae
Exons: 2
Coding region: 1-825 (274 amino acids)
Source: RefSeq, a predicted model, not a curated record